AUGAGAUCAAGAGCCAAGGGGGAGGCAGUCGAUCAUCGAUCAACCGCCCCCGCAUCCCCUCUCCUCCGCCUUCGUACUCCAGACUCGAACCUCUUCCUGUUCUGCCACGCCUUUGAUAUCUCCGAGCACGCACUCGUUCAACCGGGGAAAUACCACGCACUUCUAUCAACUAGGGGAAAUGUACACGCAUCCGACUGGGAAGUGGAUGAGGAUCGAUCGCCUCCGCCCAAGUUGGAGUCUAGGUGCGAGGUUGUGAGACUGCGAGACUGGGAGGUCGUGUUUUGCGAAAAAAGAGAGGCGAGUGCUGAUCACUGGGUACAAGCUGGCGGGGUCGGGAAAUAA
Messenger RNA from Rhizoctonia solani, 342 nucleotides. RefSeq lists its product as uncharacterized. The record is from RefSeq and is a predicted model, not a curated record. Lineage: Eukaryota; Fungi; Basidiomycota; Agaricomycetes; Cantharellales; Ceratobasidiaceae. The coding region runs from base 1 to 342 and encodes 113 amino acids. The transcript is spliced from 3 exons.